Caenorhabditis sp. 36 PRJEB53466 is the source of this 1225-nucleotide messenger RNA. Lineage: Eukaryota; Metazoa; Nematoda; Chromadorea; Rhabditida; Rhabditidae. The record is from the annotation of a GenBank genome assembly.
AUGGGUUUCGUCGAUCUCAACGACUACGUUUGGUGCUGGAAAGCCAGGGUGAGUGGGGUUACGGUAGAGGAGGAUCACGGUAGUACGGUAACCUUUUUGUGUUUUUUUUGUGCAGACUCACUUCUACGUCAACUCGAUCGUCCACCUCGCCAUGUCCUUGUUCGCGCUUCUUGCCAUCAUUGACUAGUGAGUCGGGGGUCGGGUUUUUGAGAGAAAUUGACGUUUUGCAACUCACAUGCUCCAGAUUAGGACGAAAUUCUGAAAAAAAGCUCGUCAAAAAUUAGUCUUUUUGUACAACCAGCCCAUUGACACUAAAAUGCGCAAGCGUCUAGAGAGUUCAACUUCCAACAGCUACAGUAUCCCUAGGAGUGAUUGUACGGAAAAUGUGUCAACUACAAAAGUGAAGAUCAAGUCUAGUACUUGCUUUUUGUAGUUGACCACUUUUUUGUACAAUCACUCCCAAGAGUACGGUAGCCGUUGAAAGCCAGGACUAGCCGAAACCCCAUGAAUUUUCAGUGUCCGACUCCCGGAGGACGCGUCGUCAGAGCUCAAACUAGCUUUCUGGAUCCAGUUCAUGUGGUUCAUCAUGGCUUCCGUCUUCACUGCCGCGAUUUGUCUCUCUUUUGUUUUUUGUCCCAACCACAUUUGGUACGGAAUCCUUUCCAUAUUCUUGGGGCUCUUAGGAACGUACGGGCUGAUCAACGAGACGUACGUGCUGGCCAAGUACGGCAUUUUGAGGACUGACGAUAGGAAAAAAGUGCAGCUUUUGGAGCAUUACAAGGGUAAGUCACGCUAAGAGUGUGCUUGUUAUGCUUUUCGAUUUUCAGGUUCAAUGGCCGGCACUUCCCUCCAGAUGUUCCUUUCGGCCGCUUCCAGUUUCUACUUGUCGGCGGUUUUGUUCAAAUUGAGCUUCCUGUACACUCUAAAACCCGACGCCGGCGACAUUUACAUCAUCCAGACGGGACCACCGCCCCCGCCCGCCGUAAUCUCGCUUGACACCAACGGAAACGCCCCGAUCAACCGGCCACCGGCUCAAGAUCCGCUACCACUUGAGGGACCGGCACCAGAGCUAGAAGCACAAUGCGCCCAACGGUCCGACCCGGUUCUGGAUGUGACCCAGGCUCAGAACUCGCAAAAGUCAUUGGAAAAGUCGAAGAAAUCUGAGAAAUCCGCAAAGAGCCACGUGGAGAACACGCAGAUUUCGAGUGGUUCCGAGCGAAAAUAG